UCACCAUUCCCGUUUUUUUUUUUUUCCUUUCUUCUCCUAAUCGCCGACGAUAGUCUCUUUCGUCCGGCGAAAGCUAGUUUUGUCUCUUCAAAUCCCCAUAGAGCAACUUAACUCUUCAUCGCCAUGUUUCCACUGAAUCUCGUUUUUCUCCGUAGUGAUCAAGCUAUUCUUUAGAUUAUUCCUUGUCCAUCUUCGUGUUUUGAUCGAUUUCAGAAUCUGAAAUCUCCGUCUGUUGCUGUCUCUGAUUUUUCCAUACCCUUGUAGAUUUUCAAAGAUGAAAUGUGAUUUCUGAUCUCUGUUCAUUUCAAAUCGACGGCGAUCGUUGAAUUUAUUGGUCGGAUUAGUUUGAUGAAUGUGUGUGUGUAAAGGGGUUGACGAAAUAGCUGUUGUGCUUGUAUAAAAAUCUCAGAGUUUGUUUGCUUUGCUUUUUUUUCUUCUUCUUUGGUUGAAUUUUUGAGAUUGAUGCUGGAUCUCAAUCUCGACGUCGACUCGACCGAGUCUACUCAGAACGGACGAGAUUCGGUUACUGUUAAAGGGGUUUCUUUGAAUCAGAUGGAUGAAUCGGUGACGUCGAACUCUUCCGUUGUUAAUGCUGAGGCAUCUAGCUGCAUCGAUGGUGAAGAAGAGCUGUGUUCCACUAGAACCGUCAAGUUUCAAUUUGAAAUACUGAAAGGUGGAGGAGAAGAAGAUGAAGGCGAAGAUGAUGAUAAUGAUGACAGAAGUGCCCUGAUGAUGACUAAGGAUUUUUUCCCUGUUCCUAGAGACGGCAUUAAUUUUAUGGAUUCGAGCGCACAAAGCUCCAGGAGCACCGUUGAUAUUUCCUUCCAGAGAGGGAAACAAGGCGGAGACUUUGUUGGCAGCGGAAGCGGCGGUGGCGACGCUGCACGGGUGAUGCAGCCACCCUCACAGCCGGUGAAGAAAAGCAGGAGAGGUCCUAGGUCUAAGAGUUCGCAGUAUAGAGGUGUCACUUUCUACCGGAGGACCGGGAGAUGGGAAUCGCAUAUCUGGGAUUGCGGCAAACAAGUUUAUUUAGGUGGAUUUGAUACUGCCCAUGCUGCAGCUAGGGCUUAUGAUCGAGCUGCUGUCAAGUUCCGGGGUCUGGAGGCUGACAUCAAUUUCAUUAUCAGCGAUUAUGAAGAGGAUCUCAAGCAGAUGGCAAACCUUUCCAAAGAGGAAGUUGUGCAAGUACUUCGGCGGCAGAGCUCUGGUUUCUCAAGGAAUAAUUCAAGAUAUCAAGGAGUUGCUUUGCAAAAGAUUGGCGGGUGGGGAGCUCAAAUGGAGCAAUUUCAUGGAAACAUGGCUUGUGACAAGGCAGCUAUACAAUGGAAUGGAAGGCAAGCUGCUUCCUUCAUUGAGCCUCAUGGAUCCCGGAUGAUUCCCGAGGCAGCUAAUGUUAAGCUUGACCUCAACUUGGGAAUUUCUCUUUCACUGGGAGAUGGUCCAAAACAAAAAGAUAGGACACACCGGCUUCACCAUGUCCCUAACAGUAUCAUAUGUGGAAGAAACACCAAGAUGGAGAACCACAUGGCUGCAGCGUCAUGUGAUACGCCUUUCAAUUUCUUGAAGAGGGGUUCAGACCAUCUUAAUAACCGGCAAGCCCUUCCUUCUGCAUUCUUUUCACCCAUGGAAAGAACACCCGAGAAAGGUCCAAUGUUACGUUCUCAUCAAAGCUUCCCAGCCAGGACAUGGCAAGGGCAUGAUCAGUCCAGUGGUGGGACCGCUGUAGCAGCUACAGCACCGCAACUGUUCUCAAAUGCAGCAUCAUCAGGAUUCUCACUCUCAGAUACACGCCCACCUUCAUCGCCAGCUACUCCUCAAUCUUCUCAGCCCUUCGUCAAUCUGAAUCAUCCCGGUCUCUAUGUUAUCCACCCAUCUGAUUACACAACUCAGCACCACCACCACAAUCUCAUGAACCGCUCACAACCACCACCAUAGCUUCCUCCUUCCUACAUCUAAUCAAGGUUCUAGACAACCCUGAAGUUGGAAUAACUUGGAUCCAACCGUGGAAGGCCAGCCAAUACGACGAUGUCUCUUAAAAUCUAUAUUGCACUUAUUGUCACUGUGUGGUUAUCUUUCUGCUUAUAAUUUGUAACAUAAACUGAGGGAUAAUACCAAAAUAGAAACCCUAUCCCAUUUGUAAUUUACUAUAUUGUCUCUGAGAUUAAUCCAUACAAUGUAAGUACAAUGCAUUUUAUUUGUAUGAAGCUACUGGGAUACUUAUCA
Molecule: messenger RNA, 2223 nt
Organism: Capsella rubella
Lineage: Eukaryota; Viridiplantae; Streptophyta; Magnoliopsida; Brassicales; Brassicaceae
Product: AP2-like ethylene-responsive transcription factor TOE2
Exons: 10
Coding region: 463-1935 (490 amino acids)
Biological process (GO): regulation of DNA-templated transcription
Molecular function (GO): DNA binding; DNA-binding transcription factor activity
Source: RefSeq, a predicted model, not a curated record